Molecule: messenger RNA, 3340 nt
Organism: Plectropomus leopardus (leopard coralgrouper)
Lineage: Eukaryota; Metazoa; Chordata; Actinopteri; Perciformes; Serranidae
Gene: phc1
Product: polyhomeotic homolog 1
Biological process (GO): negative regulation of DNA-templated transcription
Cellular component (GO): PRC1 complex; nucleus
Molecular function (GO): zinc ion binding; histone binding; chromatin binding
Source: RefSeq, a predicted model, not a curated record
GGGGCGGGGUUUCGUUGGAGGCAAAAAGAGGUUUAUCGUUGUUUGCUGUAAAAACCAAGAUCGCAACACAAAACUUGAGUGCAUUUAAGUGUGAAAAGGACAAUAAUACUGCGGCAAGCAAACAUGGAUGGAGGUGAAGACCAAAACACAAACACCACUAAUGGAAAUCCUCAGACAAGUGGGAACUCCCGUGCACCACAGAUAGCCCACAUGUCUCUAUAUGAGAGGCAGGCUGUACAGGCUCUCCAAGCUCUGCAGAGACAGCCAAAUGCAGCUCAGUACUUCCAGCAGCUCAUGCUGCAGCAGCAGAUCAAUAGUGCCCAACUCCACAACUUGGCUGCUGUGCAACAGGCCACGCUUGCAGCUAGUCGUCAGUCCAACACCCCAAGUAACAGCAUGUCCCAGGCGACCACCACUGUCAACCUAAGCACCACAUCUGCAGGGGGUACCACGACCAAUCCCCGUCCCCACGGCCCAGCCACCUCUGCAACAACAACAGCUCUUAACCAGUCAGUGUUGCUGGGUGGAAACUCUGCGGGACAGGGACAGAUGUAUCUUAGAGUCAACCGCUCUCUCAGGGCUCCCCUUGCUUCUCAGCUCAUUUUCAUGCCUGGUGGUACAGCAACAGCUACUGUGGCAACAGUUGCCCAGACACAGCCGCAGCAGCAGCAACAACAACAGCAACAACAGCAACAACAACAACAACAGCAACAACAGCAACAACAACAGCAGCAGCAGCAGCAGCAUGAAGUCGCUCCUAACACAGCCAGUGCCCAGUCUGACAAUGAUCAGGUUCAGAAUCUGGCCCUACAUUGCGUUUCCUCUCCCAGAGCAGUUGCUGUCAAGUCUGAGCUUCCUGAGAGGAAAGAUGUCGCCAACUUUACUCUCGGACAGCAGCAGCAGCAGCAGCAGCAGCAGCAGCAGCAGCAGCAGACUUUUACCCAAACAGCUCAGCAGCAGCAAGUGCAACCACAACAGCAGCAGCAGCAAAUGGCCAAAGCCAACUUUACCCAGCAGUCCACUACCAACGCUAUGGCUGUAAAGACUGUUACUCCUGCUGCUUCUGUAGCUCCUUCUUCCACCUCCUCUGCAGCACUCCCUUUGUCCCAACUCCUUCUGUCCUCCUCUGCUGCUCCCGUAAUCCUGGUGCCCACCUCAAAUGUUCCCACCACCACCCAGGGCUACCCCAUUGGCUCAGUGACCCCAAAAGCCAACAUCAACACUCAGACUCUGGUGGUGCAGCCCCUCCAACAGGCCAGCACGACUGCAGAGAAAGGACCUGUGCCAAUCCAGCCCAAGACAGCUCAGGGACACCGCUUACCUGUGCAGCUGCCUCCCCGACACCCACCUCCCAUUCUUCCAGCGCCACCUAACAACAGCCAGCAUAACACUCCACACAUCCCUGUGCAGCUUGUGGGAGCCAGGCAGGGCUUGGCAGGAAACGCACAGGCUGUGGCCCUGGCACAGGCACGAAGUGGCACGGCCCAGGAAAGUAACACUGGUGGAAAUGCUAACACAGUCUCCAACAACAGCGUUAUGAUAAAGCCCGCCAUUGGCUCUCUGAAGAGAAAAUCUGACUGUGAUGCACCAAAUGACAUGGCGACAGAAUCUUCAGACUCCGCACCCACGAAAGAUUCUGCUCCUCCCUUAUCACCUGCCCCGACGAAGGACUCGGCUCCUCCUGUAGCAGCCGCCUUCUCAUCUCCUCCCACCCUGUCCCUGCCGCUGCCCUUGUCAAGAGUCGGGCAUGGGGACAAAGACAGAGCGCCUGUUCCUCAGGCAGUGGUCAAACCUCAAGUUCUCACCCACCUCAUAGAGGGCUUUGUUAUUCAGGAGGGAGCUGAGCCCUUCCCUGUUGCUGGACUCCUGAAAGACAGAGAUUUUGCCCUGGUGGGCCGCUCAGAGAACGGACCUCCGUUGUUAAAGUGUGAGUACUGUGGAAGUUUGGCUCCAGCCAGCCAGUUCAGAGGAUCAAAGAGGUUCUGUUCAAAUACUUGUGCUAAGAGGUAUAACGUGAGCUGCAGUCAACACUUCAAGACAAGCAGAGGGAGGAGUGCUGCAGGGCUGGCACCACCUCCAGCACCCACUGAGAGCGCUGCUAGGCGUAGGGGCCCCUCUCGCAGGAGCAGUUCUAAUAUCACCUGUAAUAAAAUCUCAACCAGGCACCUUCCCGUUAAGUGUCACUCUGAGUCCAGUCGCUCGGAGGACAUAUCCAGCGACGGCGAAGAAGAGGAGGACGAUUCUCCUUCGCUGUCCCCAAGCUCCUCACACUCCUGCUCAAGAGCUGACGAGCGCAGCGCUCCUCCGUCUGACAGCUCGGCUCCUGGGAGCCUCCCACUAGAUGGGGCUAACUUUCUCUCAGCAACUCCUGCUCAGUGGAGCGUGGAAGAAGUCUGCAGGUUUAUCUCCUCACUUCAAGGCUGUGAAGAAUUGGCGGCCCAGUUUCUGUCACAGGAAAUAGACGGGCAGGCUCUGCUGCUCCUGCGAGAGGACCAUCUCAUCUCCACCAUGAAUAUCAAGCUGGGUCCCGCUCUCAAGAUCUGUGCCUCCAUCAACACCCUGCGUGAGUGAUGCAGAGAGUUUCUCAGAGGGUCACCGGGAUCGUUUUCUCAUUGAUGACGUCUCACUGGAAGUUCUCAGAUCCAUGGGGACAGUGAGAGCAGUUUUUACAAAACAGAGGUGUACCAUCAGUCACGUGGAGACGUGGGGAUGGGCGGUUUACUUUCUGGACGUUGAAUGUGCAAAAACAUGUAUGUAUACAGUUAAUGUGUGAGUGGCGAGCAUGGACAGUCUCAAAUAUCCAUGUCAGUAGUGUUUUAGAAGCCUUUUGUAUGUUAACUCUUAUGAAACUGUGCAGAUUUGACAGCCUGCAGCAGUCGGUGCUAGAUCGUCUCAUUAGGACAGUUAACACACACAAAAAGAAACGUUGCCUUCUUGCUGUAUUCAAACGGUGCUUUAACUUUAGUGACAUGAUUUGGAGUGAUGUCAACAUCGGUCCACUUCAUUUAUAUAUUUCAGUCUUUUUUAGUAGUUUGGUUAUUUACCGUAGAUGUUUUAUCCAGGCUCCAAUCACAUCGAGACUCAAAGACACACUCAAAAAGCCUGGCGUUUUAAUUAGUUCAUUUUACCAGUUAUUAAAAGUUUAGUUUUGUAUCUUUUUUUCCCAUUUUGUACUACAAUCAAAAUUAUUUUUUCAUGGAUACAAUAUAGUUUUAGUAGCUUUAAUCAACCUAACUACCUGAAAAUAGGUAUUCCUCAUGGUUUGCUCUCUCAAGGGCUGAGUGGAAGUGCUCUGUGUACAUGUAUGCAGUACCACCAAUAAACAAUACCUGUUACUGGA